CAGAUCUCGAGACCCUGCAGUGAGACCUGACAGCUGGGUCUCUACAGGUCGCCUAGCGCCAGUAUAUAACUGAAUACGGAACUCGGUAGAACGUCUCGUUGUCCCAGUGGCGUAUUAAGUCUAUCCAUGAUGAAGUUGUACGCCGUAAUUGCCGCCGCACUAAUUGGAGUCUGUGUUGCCGACAUCGUGUACGAGGCCUGUGUUGGACCCAAUGGUACCAAGUACAACGACGGUGAUAUUUGGACGACCAGUGACCCUUGUGCCAGAUAUAUGUGUCACGUUGACCCACUUACACAAGAGUUCGUGGAGGUCACAAAGUGCCCCAAGAUUAACGUGACGUCCCCUUGUGGCCUGAUGUCGUACCCCUACAAACAGUACCCGGACUGUUGCCCCUUCAUGCAGUGCAACCCCGUCGGAAGCUACGUGUGGAACGCCCACGGUCACGGCAAGUAGCGUAGUCGUCAUCUCUGUACAUCUGACCAUCGCUUCAGUAAUAAAAUGAAGAGAUCCUGGACAGACAAAA
Haliotis rubra (blacklip abalone) is the source of this 523-nucleotide messenger RNA. Its product is annotated as U-scoloptoxin(16)-Er13a-like. The record is from RefSeq and is a predicted model, not a curated record. Lineage: Eukaryota; Metazoa; Mollusca; Gastropoda; Lepetellida; Haliotidae. The transcript is spliced from 4 exons. The coding region runs from base 127 to 453 and encodes 108 amino acids.